ACCAAACUUUAGCUAUGAUUUACACGUAGCUUUCUGAUGCUUCUUGAGCAGAUCGGAUGACUGUCCGUUCUUGGUAAUCUGUAAAAGCGUAAUUUCCGUUGCGUCCCCGAACGCCUUUGGGGGAGUUUACAUGUGUUUCUGUUGUUGGGCGACGUGUUGCAGCGCUGCAGCAUCUCAUAAGGAUCUGUGGUCUCAAUAAUAUGACCACAUAUUUCACCAACCUCUUCAACAACUGGGCUGACUACCGGUUUGUGUUCCAGUCUUUGACUGAGAAGAUGUCACAGUGAUGCAGUAACUAUUCUCUACGAGACAGUAUCUGGUUUUCCUCUGCAAAGAAGUCGACUGGGAGUCUUUUUGGAUCCAGUUCCUGGGAUGUUGUUCAGGACACAAAGAGAGGGCGUGUUCUGAGGACUCUCAACAGCUUCUGUCAGCUUUGGGGUUUGGAUGACAACAUGGAUGGCAUUGAUGACUACAUUUGGCAGCGCCGCAUCCACCAUGGGGUCAGGUAUCAGAAAGGCGCAGUCCCGUUUCCGGAGUCGGUUGAAAUCGGUUUAGAGUUCAACGCGGCAUUGGAAAGGAAGGAAAAGUUAGAUCUGGGUCUGCUGACGAACGCUGUGAUGCUGGAGCUUUGUGACUUUGCCAAAACGGUGACUAAGUCCGAGACGUAUUUCUUGUUCGAAAUGCUACAGUUCAACUUUGACCUCAGUGUGGACGUGGACAAUGACAUGCAGUGCUAUGACUACGCAAGACGCGUUCACAAUAAAAUAAAGCUGCUGAAGGAACAAAUCAAGAUGAAACCUCGUAGAUGGAAAGAAACCUUUCCACUACCAGACCGACAAACUAUAAUGGGGUCCACUGGGUCAGAGCAGUCAGGACGCUACUACCCUAAAAGGAACAAAAUUGUGGAUAGUUCAGUCCUCACUGAUGGCAGCAAGAACAGCCAGUUUUCAGAAAAUCAAAAGACAGAGAGUAACGGAGCGGCGAGCUGUGAGUUCGUUAUAAAGAAACCAGGAGGAGUCCGAUUAAAACUAACAGAUGAUGUUUACCCUUUCUGUAAAGAACUUGGUGUGACUCUGGUUGUUCGUCCAGAUGACACACCCAAAGAGAAACUAGACCCAAAUCUGGUAACCAAUGGUGUGAUGAUGGAACUGCUUGACUUUUCCAGAGUGCUUUGUGGAACACACACUCGGAUAGUUAACGACUUGGUCAAGCAAAACUUCGGUCAUGAGUUGGAUAAAAUGCUGUUCCGUAUGCAAGUAACCAAGCUGAUGGAGCGAAAAUACGCCUGCAUAACGGCCGAGGACAGGGACGCUUUCCGAAAGGAGCCUUUUACGGUGCAGACCAAGAAACGGGAACAUAAUCGUAAAAAGAGAAAAAACGCUGAUGCAGAUUACCAAGAACUGGAAAGACUAACAAUGGCCAGUAAGAGGAGGGAAACGCUGAGGCACAGGGACAGUGAUGUGAAAGAAAUUUGGCAGGAUGGUGACCUGUCAUACAUGUGUCCAGUUGAUUUUGAGACAGAAAUGCUGUCAGGUACGGAGGCCAGACCAGAAAACAUUGAGUUUGAAAGUCGUUUGGCAGGAACAGCUGCAGAAACAAAGUCGACAGUGUUUCUGGAUGUAAAAGAGGAAGAGGAGGAAGUUUUCGUCUCCCCAGUGCAGCCUCGGACUAAUUUCCAUAACUCUCAAUUGUUUAACCUUCCUCAGAAGAACACGGCUCUAAAAGCAGUCUGGGAACUGUUUUCUGAAGAUAAAAGUGAGGACAUAAAUAAAACACACAAACAGAAGCUGUGGAUGAGACGUGCUACUCGCUCAAAACAAAUUCUGAAGUCUAGCAGAGUGAAUGACAUGUUUGCCCGUUGCAGAGCAAUAGGUUUAGACUUUAAUGUGGGUUCAGGCAACAAACAGAACGUGGAUCUACAACUACUCACCAACUGCGUGUUGUGGGAGGUUUAUAAAUUUGCAACUACGAUGACAAAGAGUUUACGCAGUUUCUUAUUUGACAUUCUGGACAACAACUUUAACCUGGUCUUCCAAGAUGAACUGCAUCAGCGCAAUUUUAUAUUUUACAUCAUAACAAAAGAAAAGAUUCUUCAGAACCACCCUGCUAGACAGGAAAUGGAGUUUCUCAGCAGUCCCUUUCACUUCCCUGAAGUUUACAACAUGGUUGAUGUGAACAGUGAUUUUCAAACUGGACAGAAAGCUGAGACAGAGCAACAGACAAACUGGGAUUCAGCAGCCUCGGCUACAAGCCAGCAGGCAGUUGUGGAGCCACACCCGUUCUGUAAAAUGUUAGGUCUCAACCUCUGGUUGAGAGAAGAACGUCUGGCAAGCCAGAAGCUGGAUUUGUCUGUCCUGACCACGGGCGCUGUGCUCGAAAUAUUCAGCUUUAUCAGGGAGCUGUGUGGUACGCUCCGUGAGACAGUUAAUGACGUCCUUGAGCACAAUUUUGACGUUGAUCUGCAAAGUGGUACGACCAAGGCUGCACAGGUGAUCCAGAGAUGGUAUGCGACACAGAAAAUUAAAAUGAUGAAAAGGCAAAACACAUCACCAAAGAUAAAUAGGUGGUUAAAUAUGGUUGUCCCACUGAAUGGUCACUCACAGCCCGGUCCACAACCACCAACUGGCAACGGCCUGGAGGAUCUGGAUACAGAAGACUUAAAGCUAGGCAGCGAAAUAGGGCCUUUCAAUGGAAAUGUGCGACAGGUGAAAAGGGUCAAUAGCUAUCACAUCUGCAAAAAAAUAGGGUUGGACCUUGACGUCAGCUCUAAAUCAGAAUCCAAAACAAAACUUGAUUUGCGAUUGCUGACGAGGGGAGUCCUCCUUGAGAUGCACCAGUAUGUAGGACAAAACUGCAACCGAUACGUUCCCGCUCUGUACGAGAUUCUGGAGUACAACUUCGAUCUGAGCUCUCAGAGCCAUCGCAAGGUGGAGUUUGCCUGGUCCAUUGCAUCUCAGGUGAUAGCCAUAGCAGGAAAAAAUGGCAGAAAGGGAGAUUAUCUGAACAAAGUGUUUGAAUUGCCCUUCGAAGUCGCCGAGUCCUCACAGAUAGUCUGCAAAGAGGAGCCGGAGGACGGCUUCGGCAAGCUGGACCUUAAUGAUAACUCGGACAUCAUGUUUGUCCGAGAACUGAAGCCUGUAGACAUAGAAGUCGAGAUUGAUUAGAAAUAGAAAAUCAGUGUUCAGAUUAGAGCUGCAAUUACAGAUAAUAGUCAUUAUUAGUUUCUCAAAUAAUGAACGAAUCAUUUGGUGUAAAAAGCCAGAAAACUGAAAACUUCCUGAAACCCAAAGUGAUGUCUUAAAAUCACUUGUUUUGUCCAACCAGCAGUCUGAAACCUAAGAAAAGCAGCAAAUAUUGACAUUUGAGAAGCUGGAACUAGAUCAUGUUUGGAAUUUUUGCUUGACAAAUAACUUAAAUAAUUAAUCGAUUAUCAAAAUAGUUCCCAUGUUACUUUAAAGUUGAAUCAAAGCCUCUCUGAAACGGUUUAUAACCUUCAUGAAGGUAGGAUUUAUUGGAAAGUAUUAGCUAGUUUUAGCUAGGUGUACCUAAUAAUAAACUGACAACCGAAUGUAAAUAAUUGAUUAGUCCCUACUUCUGACUAGGAAAGAUAAAGUCAAAUGCCUGUUUAAUUCAAUUCUUACUCAGGAGGUUGGACAUGUUUUCCCCAACCCAAAUUCUUUACAGUAAUGGUAAAUAUUAUGGACAAUGUCCACUGGAUCUGGCUGCGUCUUUCGUUCUAUUCGAGUUUGCUAAUGACAACAUUUUCAUCAUGCAGGAUAGACACAGCUGGUUCCUCUGCAGAGUUUCAGCUUGUUGAACCUCCUGCUCUCUGUGAUCACCUAUUCAGUAUUUUAAUACACAUUAUAGUUGCUCUCAUUUACAUAUUUUCUGUUUCUGGGCCGAGUAAAGAAAAAGAAAAUAGUGAUUUAAUUGCAGCUUGUAAAUACUACCUUUUACCAGGAAGGCAUUCAGUUUCAUGAUCAGAAGUCACGGCGUGACUAAGAAAGCUGUGCUGUGUGAUAGGCUGUAUUGAAAUUUAAAAUGAGUGACCAUAAAAGGUCAUAGGAUAUUUUUAUUAUUGAUUAAUCUACAGAUUAUUUCUCAAUUAAUCAAUUAACCAUUUUGUCUAUAAAAUGUCAGAGAAAAAUACCUGUGAUAAUUUCCUACAGGGUGACAUAUUCACAUAGCUUUAUUCGAGCAACAGUCCAAAAUGCAAAGAUUUUCAGUUUCAUAUAAAACAGAAAACCAUCAAAUUCAUUUGAAAUGUUGGGAAUUUUUGUUUGACAAAUCAUUAAAAAUAAUUUAGCUAUCAAAAGAAUUGUAGAUAAAUUUUCAGUCGACCAGGUAAUUGAUUUAUCAAUUAAUCAUUGUAGCGUCAAUACUAGGUGACAAAUCUGCUUAACUGCCACACAGCCCCCGAGGCUCACAUCCAUCAUUUUGCAAAAAAACUCAGUUUUGUGAUGAGAAACACUCUGGCCUCGUGUUGGUGAAGGGCUAACUUUUACUGGGCUAAUGUGGAAAUACAGAUAGACCACUUAAAGGACCAGUGUGUAGCAUUUAGGAGGAUCUAUUGGCAGAAAUGGAAUAUAAUAUUUAUAAGUAUGUUUUCAUUAGUGUACAAUCACCUGAAAAUAAGAAUCGUUAUGUUUUCAUUACCUUAGAAUGAGCCGUUUAUAUCUACAUGGGAGUGGGUCCUUCCACGGAGGUCACCAUGUUGAAACCGCCAUGUUUGUACAGUAGCUCAGAAUGGACAAACCAAACACUAGUAGAGCCGUUCGCAUUUUUUGUGAGUUUCGCGGCCACCGUAGUUUCUCCUACACGCUUGGGGGGGAUCCUACACACUGCUCCUUUUUUAAGUACGACCAAGUAAAAGCAGCUGUAAUGUCUGAGUAAGUUACCGAUUUUGUAAAUCAUGAAAAAUGUGGUCAAAACAAGUCAACUAUAUUAGAAAAGUGUCCCUCUGUGGACAAUGAAACCACAACACGGCCGGAGUCAUAAGAUUAUUAGUUUUUAAGAACACUUUGGUCAAUAUACAUACACAGUAACAUCAGUCGGUCGAAUGUGAUUAAAAGUUUCUCAAUUGAUUUAGCCAAACACUUGAAGUGCCUCAAAUCACUCCUCUCACUUUUAUCUUCCUACAUUCGACGCACAAACACACACACACACACACAUCAGUCAUUAAACAAGCCUGAAUCUGUAGUGAUGGCAGUGUGUUGUUACAUCACAUCUUCAUCUACAGAUGUGGACCAAAAGCAGCUCACUAGAAGUUUUAUGACUGGCCGCAUGUGGAUGAGGUUAAAGGUUGAUGUAUCCUUGUUUUGUAUAUUUUUGUUAUUUGUGAAGAGGUGGGAGUUCCUGUCAAACAUAAGCAGCUGAAUGCUGGUCAUUUUGUGGCUGAGAUUUGUAUUUUCAAUGCAAUCUAAACAUACAUGUGGAUGAAAACAUCUUUUCCUGCCUUGGAUGUAUUUUUUUUUUAAUGAUUAUAUACUGUUAUUGGGAAUUUUUCUUUCUACUGCAAAUUAAAAUUUCUUUAAUCUUCA
Molecule: messenger RNA, 5540 nt
Organism: Siniperca chuatsi (mandarin fish)
Lineage: Eukaryota; Metazoa; Chordata; Actinopteri; Centrarchiformes; Sinipercidae
Exons: 2
Coding region: 453-3164 (903 amino acids)
Source: RefSeq, a predicted model, not a curated record